UGAGGCGUUAGUACAUUUUUGAGUCGCUCUUGCACUUUUGUUUACUUCCGCAUUUAAAUUAACUGUUGCGAAAAUGUCGAAAUCAGACCUGGACAAAAGCAUCGAGCUGAUUACGGAGACUGAGGAGCUGGCCGACAAGAUUCUGUCCAACAAGCAGGAGCUGCAGGCGAUGGACAAACGGCGCCAGGAUACGCGUCAGGCGAUGCGGCUGAUAAAUAAAUCGGAGGACAAGAAAUGUUGGAUCACCAUUGGGAGCAUGCUGGUCAAGGUGCAGCGGGAAAAGGCCUUGGAACUCCUCAAAAAAGAUCAAGAGCAAAUUGAGCAGCAAAUAAACCUUAUGUACUCGGAGCAAAAAGUUUUGGUCAACAAGCAUCGCGAUUUGGAGUUCAAAUCGCCCUACUCAGGCACUCAUUUAAAGGCACUGGACAAGAAGGAGUUUGAUGCUCUAAAAGCUAAUCUGCCAUUGCUCUGAAACCUGCUAUUUAAGUAAAUUUAUUUAAAAAAA
Drosophila serrata is the source of this 505-nucleotide messenger RNA. It is a transcript of the gene Pdrg1, whose product is annotated as Pdrg1 prefoldin-like subunit. Gene Ontology annotation, cellular component: prefoldin complex. Lineage: Eukaryota; Metazoa; Arthropoda; Insecta; Diptera; Drosophilidae. Gene Ontology annotation, biological process: protein folding. The record is from RefSeq and is a predicted model, not a curated record.